Molecule: messenger RNA, 852 nt
Organism: Cordyceps militaris CM01
Lineage: Eukaryota; Fungi; Ascomycota; Sordariomycetes; Hypocreales; Cordycipitaceae
Product: lactam utilization protein lamB
Exons: 2
Coding region: 1-852 (283 amino acids)
Biological process (GO): carbohydrate metabolic process
Source: RefSeq, a predicted model, not a curated record
AUGGCAGACGCCACGACAGACACCACGACAGACACCACGGCAUACACCAACUUACCAUGGGCCUCCCAACCCAUCCGGAUUCACUGCGACAUGGGCGAGGCCUUUGGCAACUGGACCAUGGGCGACGACGAGGCCAUCAUGCCGCACAUCAAUUCGUGCUCCAUCGCCUGCGGCUUCCACGCCGGCGACCCCAUGGUCAUGUACAAGACGAUCCAGGCCGCCCGCCGCCACGGCCUCGCCAUCGGCGCCCACCCGUCCUUUCCCGACCUGCAGGGCUUCGGCCGGCGCGAGAUGAAGAUGGACGCCGUCGAGUGCGAAAAGAUGGUCAUUUACCAAAUCGGCGCCCUCAAGGCCUUUCUCGACAUUGAGGGCAUUCCCAUGUCCCACAUCAGCCCGCACGGCGCUCUCUACGGCGUCAUGUGUAAAGACGCCGCCAUCUGCGCCGCCGUCUGCCGCGCCGCCCGGCACUUCACCGCGGCCGACGGCACCACGCCCGUGCCCAUGAUCGGCGCCUCCCGCACGCUCAUGGAGACGACGUGCGCCGCCAUGGGCAUCCCCUUUGUCCAGGAAGUCAUUGCUGACCUCGAAUACGACGCCCACGGCGACUGCGUCAUCACGCGCACCCACGACGCCGUCGACCUCGCCGCCCUGCGCGUCCGCGUCCGCGACGCCCUGCGCACCGGUCGCAUCGCCGGCCAGGGCGGCCCCGUCGAUCUCAAGCUCGGCAGCGCGCCGCUGAGUCUCUGCGUCCACAGCGAUACGCCCGGCGCCGUCGGGGUGGCUGCCGCGGUGCGGCAGGUGGUGGACGAGUUUAAUCGGCAGCGGUUUGGUGUUGCUAGUACGGAGGUGUGA